UCAUGCUUGUGUUUGGCUAAGCUUUCUCAUCUUCCUAACUUCUCAAUAUUGUUUGGCUAAGCUUCUCCUUCUCAAAAAGGACUUUUAGCUCCAUAUAACUCAAUAAGUCAUUUUGAGAAGGAAUCCCAAACACCCACCCAAACACCCCCUAUAUGAAGUAAAAUUAGCGGUCACUUGGCUCUCAAAAGAUUCAAAUUUUGAAUCCCAUCAAUUUCUUCAAACAAGCAAACGGUGAGAUCACUUUUAGGGUUUCUUGCUUCAUCUUCUCUUUCCCAUUGCCAUUUCCUCUUUCGCAUUGCCGAUGCUUUUCCUUAUCUUUUUUACUUCUCUGAAAAUUGAAGCCCUAAUCAACGUUGUUGCUUCUCCCCUUAUAUUUUACUUCCUCCCCACAUUACUGGACUCACAAUUCCAUUCAAAUUUUGAAUUUCAAAAUGUCUGCAAAGAGAGUAUCUGAGAGAUAGAGAUGGAAUCCAAAAGGGAGAGAACGAGAAAGAGAGAGAGAGAGAAAUGCGAUGGUUCUAAUGAACGGAUCUACUUUGUAUGCCUGAAAAUCUGUGACCCUUGGUGGCAACAGUGAUGCAUAAGCUAUCGUAGCAGACGGAAUCAAGACCAGAUGGCAACGGUUUUGGGUUUCUAGGGUUCUGUUCGUGCCGACGCCAAAGAAGAGUCUGAUAAUGACUAGGGGUUGAUUCGAAGGCUAAUUGUUCUGUGAACUUGGUGAUUUGAUGCAUUUAUUUUGUUUAAAAGUGUUAAUUAUUAAAUGUCGAGGUGCUGGUAUGGAGGAGGAAGUAGUUCACGUCUGGAAGACUCCAGACGCUCUCAGUCUCAGGAGAAUGACGAUGAUCAAGCCCUAGAUCUCUCCACUAUCAGGUCAAAUACAGUGAGGCUGAUAGAUGAUCAGCAAAAUAUGGUCGGUAUAGUAUCUAAAAGUGCUGCUAUUCAGAUGGCUGAAGAUGUUGAACUUGACCUUGUAUGCAUAUUAUUCAAAUACUUGCAUUAGCGUUUUUUAUUGUAUUUUUAUUAUUAAUCCUUUUGAACUAUACCUUUUGUAGGUUAUAUUGUCUUAAAUUAUUAUUGUAUUUUUAUUAUUGUAUUUGCUGCUUAGGGUUUAUGACAUUGUUCUUAAAUUAUGUACAAGCUAUAAAUAUUUCACGGUUUAUCUUUAAAAGUUGUAGUCCUGAAUUUUGGUGUUUUUGGUCUUGCUGAAAUUAUUGUUUGGUUAAAUUCUAAAUGAAAAAGGAGAUCUGGAUCUUACAUCGUUGAU
Molecule: messenger RNA, 1264 nt
Organism: Helianthus annuus (common sunflower)
Lineage: Eukaryota; Viridiplantae; Streptophyta; Magnoliopsida; Asterales; Asteraceae
Product: translation initiation factor IF3-4, chloroplastic
Exons: 3
Coding region: 761-1000 (79 amino acids)
Biological process (GO): ribosome disassembly; translational initiation
Molecular function (GO): ribosome binding; translation initiation factor activity
Source: RefSeq, a predicted model, not a curated record